GAAGUGACCAACGGUCAAUAAACAAGCAAUGGAUUAAUCUAUUGGAUCACUCAGCCCUUGAUGGUCUAUAUAAAUGGUCAAAACCCGAAGGAAGAACUGGAAGAAUGGGUUACGGAAUUACAAUCUCACAAUUAUACAUCGGCCAGGAAGAAUUCAUUCAAAUGUAG
Molecule: messenger RNA, 167 nt
Organism: Paraglomus brasilianum
Lineage: Eukaryota; Fungi; Glomeromycota; Glomeromycetes; Paraglomerales; Paraglomeraceae
Source: the annotation of a GenBank genome assembly